This is a messenger RNA of Zygosaccharomyces rouxii, 1215 nucleotides long. RefSeq names its product retrograde cargo receptor ERV46 (gene ERV46). The coding region runs from base 1 to 1215 and encodes 404 amino acids. The record is from RefSeq and is a predicted model, not a curated record. Gene Ontology annotation, biological process: endoplasmic reticulum to Golgi vesicle-mediated transport; retrograde vesicle-mediated transport, Golgi to endoplasmic reticulum. Lineage: Eukaryota; Fungi; Ascomycota; Saccharomycetes; Saccharomycetales; Saccharomycetaceae. Gene Ontology annotation, cellular component: endoplasmic reticulum membrane; Golgi membrane; COPII-coated ER to Golgi transport vesicle. The transcript has a single exon.
AUGUUCAAGAGGUCGACUCUUAGGACGUUUGACGCCUUCUCUAAAACGGAGGAGGAUGUUCGUAUUCGUACACGUACAGGUGGUAUAAUUGCCUUGCUAUGUUGUUUGGUAACCAUUUUCCUAUUGAUUAGUGAAUGGUUAAAUUUUAAUCAAGUGGUUAAUAGACCCGAAUUAGUCGUUGAUAAGGACCGUCAAUUGAAGUUAGAACUCGAAGCAGAUAUUACUUUCCCAUCGAUGCCCUGUGAUAUGUUAAGUUUAGAUAUAAUGGACAGCGCUGGUGAAAUCCAGUUAGAUCUAUUAGAAUCUGGAUUCACAAAGACAAGACUGGAUCAAAAUGGACAAUCACUUGGAUCCUCAUCUUUAAAGGUAAGUGAUGAAAGUUAUGACCCCAAGGAUGAGAAUUAUUGUGGGGCAUGUUACGGUGCUAAAGACCAGAGUAGAAACAACGAAGUACCAAAGGAGGAACGUGUGUGUUGUCAGACGUGUAACGAUGUUCGCAGAGCCUAUUUGGAAGCCAAUUGGGCCUUUUUCGAUGGUAAGAACAUUGAGCAGUGUGAAAGAGAAGGUUACGUGGAUCGUGUAAACGAGCAAUUGAAUGAAGGAUGUCGCGUGCAAGGUAGCGCACUAUUAAACCGUAUUCAAGGUACGUUACAUUUUGCUCCCGGUGUAGCGUUCCAAAAUCCAAAAGGACAUUUCCACGAUCUUUCACUCUAUGAAAAGACCCACAACCUAAAUUUUAACCAUAUUAUUAACCAUUUGAGCUUUGGUAAACCCGUUACCUCCAAUGCUCGUGGUAGGGGUGCUAGUGUGGCUACUGCUCCAUUAGAUGGCCGCCAAGCAUUCCCUGACCGUGAUACACACAUGCAUCAAUUCUCGUAUUUUACAAAGAUUGUUCCAACUCGUUACGAAUAUAUGGAUAAAAUGGUUGUGGAAACCGCUCAAUUCAGUGCCACCCUCCAUGAUAGACCAUUGCAUGGUGGUGCAGAUCAAGACCAUCCAACUACUCUACACACAAAGGGUGGAUUUCCGGGACUUUUUGUAUAUUUCGAAAUGUCACCAUUAAAAGUUAUUAACCGUGAACAACACGCUCAAACUUGGUCAGGUUUCAUUUUGAACUGUAUUACAAGUAUCGGUGGUGUUCUAGCAGUCGGUACAGUGCUAGAUAAAAUCACCUACAAGGCUCAAAAAUCCAUCUGGGGUAAAAAAUCUGUAUGA